UGUUAUUGAAUGAUUUAUCAGUCACGUAUAAAAGUAUCACAAUAAGAGAUUAGACGAAACUGAAGAAUAAGAAUAACCAACUAUUAUAAAAAAUAAAAAUGUUUUAUGUUGUUCAUGUUGACAAUUGGUUUCAAUCUAUCCCAGAAAACUGGUUAGAUAAAGAAAACAAAAUUGUCUAUUGGCCUACUGAAAAAAAUUCUAUAAUUACAACAUGGAUAAAAAAACAAGUACCAUAUAAAUCUGAAUGGACAAAAUACGAUUAUGCUUGUUUGUUUGGGCCAUUUGAAAAUUAUCAGGACUGCAAAAUUUUCGAAAAGCAAUGCACAGGUUAUUCUUCCCAAGACGAAAUAUUAUACGACAAAUUCACAAAAAAUAAUGAGCUGUCCCAAAAGCGAUCUCGAAAAAGAAAUCCAAAAUUUGACGAAACUGAAGAUGAACAAAUCUCCUCAGAAUCUGAAAAUGAUAAACAAGCAAAAAAAAAAUCUAAAAUCAUUAGUAUACCAAAAUUACAACCGUUGCCAUCAAAAUUAGAUUAUAUUGUCAUGGAGACAUUAGGUUCAGGAACUACUGUAUCAAAAUCAAACCAAUUUGCAUCAACAUAUGAUAAUGCCAUAGAUAAUGAAGCUUCCGAAUUUAUUAAUAAUGCUACAAAGAAAAUUUGUGACAAAAAUAUACCAACUAUUAUACCAACAACAUCAAAACAAUCAACAACAAUCUCUGAUAAUAUCAGUCAUAAUAUAGAAACUUCUAAAUAUAAUAAUAUUAUAACAAACAAAACUUCUGACACAAUUUAUGAAGAUGAUAAUGAUGAUGAUUUUGAUUUGGAAAACCCAGCAGCAGAAUUGCCUGUACACACUAAACCGAUUAUCAUUUCACUUGAUGCCAGGAAUAAUCCAAUUGACGUUAAUGAAAAUGACAUAAACAUUUCCAACAUUUGUAAAGGUACAUCACAAACAGUUUUGAAUAAAAGGACAUCAAAGACCACAAGAAGUGUCAACAAUAUAAUUGCAAACAGAUGCAAUUGUUGUCCUUGCAUAAACAAGAUAAAUAGGAAAUUGGAUAUAAUAAUACAGCAUAUAUUACAAUCAAAAAAUAGAAACGAAGGAAAUAAUAAUACACAAUUGGAAAAUAUUGAAUUUUGCCAAUUACAAACAAAAGAAGAAUUUGAUGCAUUAGAAAAAUCACUUGCGGAGGAUCCAAAGAAACGAGAACAAUUAAAAACUUUUAUAAGGCAAGAAGGUGGAAAAGACGCUGGAGACCAUAUAAGGCGAGCGAUGAAAAGAAUAAUGGCAGAUCUCUUAGCUGUGCAAUAUUCUUGGAGCGGACAAAAGAAUACUAUCCGGUUUAAAGAUUCAUUUACUUCAAAACUUAUUCUGAAUUCUGUAGCAUCGCUGCACACAUCAUCAUGUAUGAAAAAAAUGGAAGAUGCUAUACAAUCAUGGUUAAAUCACGCAUCGGAUCGUAUAAAAAAAGGAAGGGAAGGAAGAAGAGAGACUCAUGCAUGAUUUAAUAUAAGAAAUAUUGCAACAAAAACUGG
This is a messenger RNA of Camponotus floridanus (Florida carpenter ant), 1537 nucleotides long. RefSeq lists its product as uncharacterized. The record is from RefSeq and is a predicted model, not a curated record. The coding region runs from base 99 to 1505 and encodes 468 amino acids. Lineage: Eukaryota; Metazoa; Arthropoda; Insecta; Hymenoptera; Formicidae. The transcript is spliced from 13 exons.